AGGAGCCAUUUGUAAAUAUGCCCCAUAACACCAUCCGGGAAGCACUCAAAGUAUUACUUGAUGUCAAUAAUCAUCCUGUCUUGAUUCAUUGCAACAGGGGAAAGCAUCGAACGGGUUGUCUGGUGGGAUGCUUGAGAAAAUUGCAACAAUGGUGUUUAUCUUCGGUGUUUGAUGAAUAUCAGCGAUUUGCGGCUGCGAAAGCUAGAGUUUCUGAUCAGAGAUUCAUCGAGUUGUUUGAUGUCUCCACCUUCAAGCAACUGCCCUUUACAUUUUCAUCAACUAAUUAACCGCCAGAGGCAUUUUUUGUUUUGUUUUUUGGUUUCUUCUUAUGAU
Molecule: messenger RNA, 333 nt
Organism: Impatiens glandulifera
Lineage: Eukaryota; Viridiplantae; Streptophyta; Magnoliopsida; Ericales; Balsaminaceae
Product: tyrosine-protein phosphatase DSP1-like
Exons: 3
Coding region: 18-287 (89 amino acids)
Biological process (GO): dephosphorylation
Cellular component (GO): cytoplasm
Molecular function (GO): phosphatase activity
Source: RefSeq, a predicted model, not a curated record